Molecule: messenger RNA, 1375 nt
Organism: Acipenser ruthenus (sterlet)
Lineage: Eukaryota; Metazoa; Chordata; Actinopteri; Acipenseriformes; Acipenseridae
Product: zinc finger protein 583-like
Exons: 2
Coding region: 175-1230 (351 amino acids)
Biological process (GO): central nervous system development; regulation of transcription by RNA polymerase II
Cellular component (GO): nucleus
Molecular function (GO): RNA polymerase II cis-regulatory region sequence-specific DNA binding; DNA-binding transcription factor activity, RNA polymerase II-specific
Source: RefSeq, a predicted model, not a curated record
GUUUAGAAUGACACCGCAGCCAACGGCAGACGAGAGAGGGGGCGGGUUUGUUUUCGCUUCGGUCACUGACAAUAUUUUUUACCUGAAGGAGAGAGAGGAGGCUGGAGUGGCUGAAUUAACGAGAAAUUUGUUCCGAAGACAAAACUGGAUUAUCCUUGUGAAAGAGAAGAUUCAAUGAUGGAGCCUGUCCAUAUUAAAGAGGAGAGUCCUGUACUAGAAUCAGUCCAUAUUAAACAGGAGAGUCCUGUACUAGAAUCAGUCCAUAUUAAAGAGGAGAGUCCUGCAUUAGAAUCAGUCCAUGUUAAAGAGGAGAGUCCUGUACUAGAAUCAGUCCAUAUUAAAGAGGAGAGUUCUGCACUAGAAUCAGUCCUUGUUAAAGAGGAGAGUCCUGAACUAGAAUCAGUCCAUAUUAAAGAGGAGAGUCCUGUACUAGAAUCAGUCCAUAUUAAAGAGGAGAGUCCUGUACUAGAAUCAGUCCAUAUUAAAGACGAGAGUCCUGUACUAGAAUCAGUCCAUAUUAAACAGGAGAGUCCUGUACUAGAAUCAGUCCAUGUUAAAGAGGAGAGUCCUGUUCUAGAAUCAGUCCAUAUUAAGAAGGAGAGUCCUGUAGUAGAAUCAGUCCAUAUUAAACAUCACUGUAAUGACUGUGGGAAGAGUUUCAAUCAGUCAAGCACAUUGAAAAGACACCAGCGAAUCCACACUGGAGAGAAACCAUAUGUCUGUGCUGACUGUGGGAAGAGUUUCAGUCAGUCCUGCUAUUUGAAAAAACACCAGCGAAUUCACACUGGAGAGAAACAAUAUGUCUGUGAUGACUGUGGGAAGAGUUUCAAUCAGUCAAGCACAUUGAAAAGACACCAGCGAAUCCACACAGGAGAGAAACCAUGUGUCUGUGUUGACUGUGGUAAGACUUUCAAUCAGUCAUGCUAUUUGACAAAACACCGACAAAUUCACACUGGAGAGAAACCUUAUGUCUGUGCUGACUGUGGGAAGAGUUUCAGAGAUUUACAAAGCCUGAAAAUCCACCAGAGAAUUCACACAGGAGAGAAACCGCAUCCAUGUAGUAGAUGUGGGAAGAGUUUCAGUCAGUUAGGAAAUCUUAAAACCCACCAGGUAAUUCACACAGGAGAGAAGCCACAUCGCUGUUAUGACUGUGGGAAGAGUUUCAGACAGUCACGCGACUUGAAAAUACACCAGCGAAUCCACACUGGAGAGAAACAACAUCUGUGUUGACUGUGGAAGAAGUUUCACAGAUUUACGAAACCUGAAACUUCACCAGCAAAUCCACACUGGAGAGAAACCACAUCACUGUAAUGACUGUGGGAAGAGUUUCAGAUGGAUAGGCAGCUUGAAAAUGCACCAGCAAUUCCACACAGGA